Molecule: messenger RNA, 2943 nt
Organism: Trichoderma aggressivum f. europaeum
Lineage: Eukaryota; Fungi; Ascomycota; Sordariomycetes; Hypocreales; Hypocreaceae
Exons: 7
Coding region: 1-2943 (980 amino acids)
Biological process (GO): organelle fusion; intracellular protein transport; vesicle-mediated transport
Cellular component (GO): HOPS complex; endosome
Molecular function (GO): protein binding; protein-macromolecule adaptor activity
Source: RefSeq, a predicted model, not a curated record
AUGGCCAUCUCGUGGAAGUCGUUUGACUUCUUCGACGUCACGCAGGUGGCGCUGCCCGACGACGAAACCCGCCAGCUCUUUGAGAGCAACGACAUCUCCAGCGUCUGCACAGGCUCCGACAGCCUGUUUGUCGGCUCCAACGAUGGAUACGUCAGCAUCUUGGGCAAGGGGUGGAAGGUCAUCAGGCGGUUCCAGGCGCAUGAGGCGCGCAUCACACACAUGCGUCAGGUGGAGGGGACGAGCCUGCUGGUGACGAUUGCGGAGGACAUGAGCAGCGAGCCGACGCUCAAGGCCUGGGCUCUGGACAAGUUGAUUAAGAGGACCAACAUGCCAACCUGCCUCAGUACUUUGACGGUCAAUAACGGGAGGCGGCAGUUUCCGAUAUCGGCAUUCGCUGCGCUUGACGACCUUACGCAAAUCGCAGUGGGUUUUGCAAACGGCGCGGUAACCGUCAUCCGGGGAGAUCUUGUCCAUGACCUGGGGACCAAGCAGCGCAUCGUAUACGAGUCGGAGGAGCCCGUGACUGGUGUCCAAUUGACAACCCAGGAGAGUUCAACAACUCUCUUCAUCUCUACAACCUCGAGGAUAUUGCAAUUAGCAUUAUCUAGAAGGGGGCAGGGCUCACCACCAAAAACGAUCGAGGACUCUGGCUGUGCGGCGGGCUGCAUGACGGUUGAUCCCAAGACGGGGGAUAUUGUUGUCGCCAGAGACGAUGCCAUAUACACAUAUAGGCUGGAUGGGCGUGGGCCACCUCGAGCAUACGAGUCCCCCAAACGACUCGUAUCUAUGCACAACGACUACAUUGCCGUCGCGGGUCCGUCAUCUGUUAGCAGCAGCAGAGACCCCGAGGCUUUGCGGAGAAGAUUCGGUUCGGCGACGGCAGAUGGUCUAUUUAAUGCGUGGACCUUUGUUCUCCUGGAAGCGGAUCUGCGAGUGGUUGCCCACACCGAGACGCUCAUCUCCCCUGUCCGAUUCAUCUUUGAAGUAUGGGGGGAUUUGUUCACAAUCACCGAGGAAGGAAAAACCUACCGAUACCACGAGAAGCCGCUUCAGCAGCGUCUGGAAAUGCUCUACCAGCGCAACAUGUUCCCCCUCGCGAUUGAGCUGGCUCAGAACUCGGGGAUGAAUAACGAGCAGCAGAGCCUCAUCUAUCGUCGGUUUGGAGACCAUCUAUAUCAAAAGUCCGACUAUGAUGGAGCAAUGAACCAGUACAUUCGAGCCAUCGACGCUACUGAGCCUUCUCAAGUCAUCAGAAAGUUUCUGGAUACACAAAGGAUACACAACCUGAUUUUAUACUUGGAAAAACUGCACCACCACGAAAAGGCUACAUCCGACCAUACCACGCUCUUGCUCAAUUGCUAUGCUAAGCUUAAAGACAUUAAGAAGUUGGAAGAGUUCAUCAUGGCUCCGGGAGACUUGAAGUUUGAUUUGGAUACAGCCAUUACCAUGUGUCGGCAAGGUGGCUACUACCAGCAAGCUGCGUAUCUGGCCAAAAAGCACGGCGAGACCGAGCUCGUUGUAGAUAUCUUGAUUGAAGAUUCGAAGAGUUAUGAUGAGGCACUGGAUUACAUUUGGCAUCAGGAUCCUGCAAUUGCGUAUCCGUGCAUGCAAAAGUACGCCAGGGUUCUGAUAGAGCAUUGCCCCAAGGACGCGACAAAGCUGUUUGUGGAUUACUAUACUAGCAAUUAUCGACCGCGGCGCACGGUAGUUGUGCCCAUUGAGGAGGUUGCCGAGGCUGCAGCUCCAGGCGGCUCAGGGUUAGCUGCCGGGGCUGCCAGUGCCGUACAGAACCUGACCAACCUCCUCAUCCUACCUUCAUACAUCAGUCCCGCAACCGGAACGCCAGGAAGCGCAAGGCCGACCGAAGCCGUCGUCUCGGUAGACGAAGACGAUUUACCGAUACCCAAAUACAAUCCCCCGCCGCCCCGGACGGCAUUCUCAUCCUUCAUCGACCACCCCGAUGAGUUCAUCACAUUCCUGGAGGCAUGCCUGGAAGAAGAAAAGCUGAGGGAUCUUCACAGCACCGAUCUGUAUACCACCCUGUUUGAAAUGUACCUGCACAAGUCCAACGAGAAAAAGGGCAGUUUACACAAGGAAGAGUGGGAAGCAAAGGCAAAGAAACUCAUUGAGGGCGACCAUGUGCCAAUGGAGAGCUCCAAUGUGCUCCUAUUGUCACAUCUAUCAAAUUUCCAGGACGGCACCGUUUUGGUCAAGGAGCAGGCUGGGCUACUGUCCGACAUUUUCAGGUCUUAUACGUCGGCAAAGGACACACGCGGGGCGUUGAAGGCACUGAGAAAGUACGGGCCGGAAGAGCCGCAGCUGUAUCCGGCCGCCUUGGCAUACCUCACGUCGGAUCCUCGGGUGCUAGAGGAAGCCGGGCCGGAUGAGCUGGCAGCCAUCCUGACCAAGAUUGACAAGGACGGGCUCAUGGCUCCGCUACAAGUCGUUCAGACUCUUGUUGGACAAAACUCUGGCGGCGGCGUGGCUACCAUGGGAAUGAUUAAGCCAUAUCUUCGUGAUACAAUCACCCGCGAGCGCAAGGAGAUUGCCCAAAACCGGAAUCGAAUAUCCACGCUCCGCGCCGACACGGAGAAGAGACGCAGCGACCUGGAAGAUCUCAGUUCGAAACCUGCCGUGUUCCAAGCCACGCGAUGCUCCGACUGCGGCCAGGGGCUGGACCUCCCAGCGGUGCACUUUAUGUGCAAGCACAGUUUCCAUCAACGAUGCCUCCGCGGCGGCGGCGAGGAUGACGAGAUUGAGUGCCCCAAGUGCGCUGGCGAGAAUGAGGUGAUCCGCAAGAUGAGGGAGGGGCAGAGGGAGCGAGCUGGGCGGCACGAAAUAUUCAAAGCAGAUUUGGAGAACAGCUCUGACCGAUUUGCGACCAUUUCCGAGUGGUUCUCGCGAGGUGUGAUGGAUGCGCAGGGCUCAACCCAGGCUUCUUGA